AUGCUACAAGAUGACGUCAUCCCUGUUUCAGCCGUGGAAAUUCAGGAACACACGAAGAAGGACAAGACACUGAUGCGUGUGAAGAGGUGGAUUUUGGAAGGAUGGCCCGACAGAUGUCCUGACCCUGAGUUGAAACCCUUCUUUAUGGUUCGUAAAGAAUUGUCAAUCAUGCGAGAUGUCCUGCUGAGGGGGAAUCAAGUCGUAGUUCCAAAGACGCUCCAAGAGAGACUGCUGAAUUCACUUCAUGCUACACACUGGGGCAUGGUGAACAUGAAAGCGAUAGCUAGAAGCUACAUGUGGUGGCCUGGUAUUGAUGCGCAAAUAGAGACCAAGGUCAAGCAAUGUGAGCGGUGCCAAGUGGUCCGAAACAGUCCGCCAAGAGCACCACUGUGUUCAGAUGAAGAACUGCAUAAACCAUGGGAGAGGCUACAUUUGGAUUUUGCGGGACCUGUGAAAGGAGUGACUUAUCUCAUAGUAGUGGAUGCCAUGUCAAAGUGGUUGGAAGUGAAGAUUGUUCGAUCACAAUCCAGCAAGGAGGUCAUACGCAUUCUCAGAGAGCUUUUCGCGACACAUGGUGUACCCUCUGAGAUAUACACAGAUAAUGGUACGGCGUUUGUGUCUGAAGAGAUGAAGAAGUUUCACAAACAAAACAACAUCCGUGGUAUUACAAUAUCUCCUUGGCAUCCUGCGAGCAAUGGACAAGCAGAGAUUAUGGUACAGAAGGCAAAAAAGGCUCUGGCGAAAAUUGAAGGGAAUGAUAUUAAUUUGAAGUUGGCACGUUAUCUAUUUGCUCAGCACACAACACCAAGCAACGCAACAGGAAAAACCCCUUGUGAGCUAUUGAUGGGAAGAAAGCUGAAGUCAUGUUUGAGCAGGAUACACCCGGAGGAAAUCAAAGGGGAAGGAAAAGAGAAGAAACAGCCAAGGAAGUUCCGUGUGGGAGAUGCAGUGUAUGUGAGAAACUACUCUGAGGGCAAUCAAUGGGUUCCAGCUUGGGUGGCAGAGGUCACUGGACCUGUCUCAUAUAAAGUUCAGACUGAAAAUGGAACAGUGUGGAGACGCCAUGUAAACCAGAUGAUUGAGCGCCUUGUGAAGAAUACACCACCACCGGAAGACUUCGGAGCGACUUCAGGACAGCAGAAUGUAGAAGAUGAGCCUGACGAUGGAGAACCAUUAUCAGAGGAGGAAAACGAUUUUGAGAGUGCCUCUGAGAGUAUUGUAAAUACUACAGCAGAGUCACCGGAACAGGAACCACGACCCCAACGAGAGCGUCGUCUUCCGGCAUACUUGAGAGAUUAUGUUUUGAGUUAA
Molecule: messenger RNA, 1311 nt
Organism: Lutzomyia longipalpis
Lineage: Eukaryota; Metazoa; Arthropoda; Insecta; Diptera; Psychodidae
Exons: 1
Coding region: 1-1311 (436 amino acids)
Biological process (GO): DNA integration
Molecular function (GO): nucleic acid binding
Source: RefSeq, a predicted model, not a curated record